Symbiodinium sp. CCMP2592 is the source of this 927-nucleotide messenger RNA. Lineage: Eukaryota; Dinophyceae; Suessiales; Symbiodiniaceae. The record is from the annotation of a GenBank genome assembly.
AUGGAUAAUAGUGGUGAUUUUGCCGAGGUUACUGGAAAGGCUGGUCCCCCCGGUCCCAUCACCAACGAGACGUUGGUUCGCCCAGAUGGCACUCCCCUCCCAGGAAAGAGGGCUGUGGAGCACUUCCGCGGCGUGAAUGCAGAAGUGUGGAAGUACUUGCAGUCUCGCCACGGAGGAGGGCCCGAAAUCCUUCGAACUAAGCAGAUCAAGCUCUAUGUUGAGACUGCUACGCCCGCGCCGAACAUGUGGUCCAGCGGCCCUGCAAGUGCCUUUGCCAUGGUGAAAUCGUCCUUCACGGGCUCUCCGGCCAUUGCUCCGAUGUGUACUCCGGUAAAGAGCAAGCCCAUGGCACCGGCAGUGGCGCCGCCUUCGCAGGGCAAGGUGACCUGCGACAAGUGCGAUGGACCACAUGCCACGGAGAAUUGCCCGCAUUUCAAAAAGCCCCGUGAGAAGCAUCCGGAUGCCUGGUGCUUGAAGGGCAAGGCAAAGCUUGUCGGCGCGGCCGAGUCGGAGGCAAAGUUCGUUAGCCGCGCCCGCGUUGUUCGCCAGCCGGGGGAUGGCUCAUGCAUGUUCCACUCGGUGUCGUAUGGACUUGGCGACGGAAGCACAGCCGGGUCACUGCGUAAGAGCGUGGCGGACACCAUCGCCGCAUACCCCAACAUGCAAAUCCUGGAGACACCCAUAGCAGAGUGGAUCCGGAUGGAUGCCAACGUCGGUGUCAGCUCGUAUGUCCAAAGCCUCCGGGGCGGCGCCUGGGGUGGCGGAAUCGAGCUGGCCGUUCUUGCACAGAUGAAAAAGGUCAACAUUGAAGUCUAUGAAUCUCGCCGCGGAGGGUACGCCCGCAUUGCUCGAUUCGGCUCAGGUGGUCGUACCGUGCCGAUCCUGUACCAGGGUCGCUUGCACUAUGACGCGCUCGUGCUGAACUGA